AUGACGAUAUCAAAGACCUUGCUGAUAUCGUUAUUUGUGGCAAUGCCACUCGUUUCCGCGCAUGUGCCAGAGGUUCCUGCUGACGCGAACCUCGACUGGGCGACAAAACAUAUGAUAGAGGAACAUCACAUCGUUAAUUUCGACGCGGGAUCCUUUUUUGCGCUUCACGACUACGAUGAGACUGGCACAUGGUCUCCGGAUGAAGUACGCAAGACUUACGGUCUCGAUGACGAGUCAAAUCGUAGCUUAACCGAAGACCGAAAGAGGCAAAUUUUGACCGAAGUCUUUGCAAUCUUUGACCCAAAGAAGACCGGAGUAAUCACAAGGGAGGAAUGGCUCAGGCUAUCCAGCGAGGGCAAAAAGCUCCCUGACUUUGGCGUGGGCCCAGGGCAUCAUGGAGAUAUGGAAUACGAAUAUGAGAUUCACCAUUUCGAGAAAUACCAUGGGGACGACGCCAGGCCAGAAGACUUGACUCACCCGGAGGACAUUGAGCAUUUCCGCAGACACGAUGAGGAGGAAGACGCGCAAAAGAAACUCGAUGAAAUGCAGGGCAUGUCGAUAGUGGAGGCAAACAUUCCUGAGAAGUUCAAGAAGCGCGCAUCAUGA
Molecule: messenger RNA, 606 nt
Organism: Uncinocarpus reesii 1704
Lineage: Eukaryota; Fungi; Ascomycota; Eurotiomycetes; Onygenales; Onygenaceae
Exons: 2
Coding region: 1-606 (201 amino acids)
Cellular component (GO): endoplasmic reticulum-Golgi intermediate compartment; extracellular exosome
Molecular function (GO): calcium ion binding
Source: RefSeq, a predicted model, not a curated record